UUAACGCGGUGAAACUUUUACACCGGAUCAGUGUUUAUGCUGUGUGUGUUAUUUUCCGAGAAGAAGAUGUGUCAUGUGCAGCAAGGGACCCAGAGAGCGUUGACUUUCUAAAUAAAUCAUUUAUAACCUGUGGGAACAUCCUGAAGCUGAAAGGAAAGAGGGUGAAAAUCCCGACGUGUUUUCUGUUUGAGAUAGGUAGGUAUGUUCCCAGAUGCCCUGGAGGCCGUAGGACAGGUGGAGGGUUUGACACUGUCCCCUCCCCAGACUCUUCCAGACCCUGAUGAUGAUGUGGAUUUGGGCACUGAAAUAAAAAGACGAGGCAGAUAUCGGCAUAGCUUACAGAUACUGAAGCCCUUCCGGAUCACGCACAAACAUCAGCACCCUGUGGACAAUGCAGGAUUUUUCUCCUUUAUGACCCUGCAAUGGCUGUCCCCUCUGGCAUGGAGCGCCCACAAAGCGUCAUGUCUCAAAAUGGAAGAUGUGUGGGGUCUGUCUUGCCACGAGGCCUCAGAAACAAACUGUCAAAGACUGGAGUGGAUGUGGCACGAGGAGCUCAAGCGGCGGGGGAAGGACGGGUCGUCUCUGUCCCGGGUUUUCUGGAGGUUCUGUCAGACCCGUAUGCUGGUGGCCAUCUUCUCCCUGCUCAUCACCAUGGUGGCUGGAUUUGUUGGAUCUGCUCUGCUGGUCCGAGCCCUGCUCGAGUAUUCUCAAUGCUCAGAGGUGAAGCUGCUGUACGGCCUGGCUUUGGUCGGGGGGAUUUUCCUCAUGGAACUGACACGCUCCUGGUCUCUGGCUUUAGUGUGGGCUGUCAACUACCGCACGGCCGCACGCCUCAGGGGAGCCGCGCUCACUUUUGCCUUCCAGAAGAUCCUCCGACUGCGCAGUACUAAAGACGUCAGCACGGGAGAGCUGGUAAACAUUUGCUCCAGUGAUGGACAGCGUCUGUAUGAAGCGGUCUCAGUGGGCUGUCUGCUGGCCGGAGGGCCUCUUGUUGGAAUUCUGGGUCUGUCAUACACCACCUAUUUCUUAGGACCAACUGCACUCGUGGGAUCAGCCAUUUUUGUCAUCUUUUAUCCCACCAUGAUGCUGGCCUCCCGCAUGACAGCGUAUUUCCGUAAGAAGUGUGUGGGGGUUACGGACCAGCGCGUCCGACUGAUGAACGAGAUUCUGGGUUGUAUUAAGUUCAUUAAGAUGUACUGCUGGGAGACGGCGUUUUCCCACAACAUUCAAAAGGUCCGAUCAGAAGAGAGGAGGAUACUGGAGUGGGCCGGCUGUGUUCAGAGCCUGACGGUGGGCGUAGCUCCAGUCGUGGUGGUGAUAGCCAGCGUGUGCACGUUCACUCUUCACAUGGCUCUGGGUUAUGAUCUCACGGCAGCACAGGCCUUCACCGUUGUUGCUGUUUUCAACUCCAUGACCUUUGCUCUAAAGGUCACGCCCUUGGCAGUGCGUGCUUUAUCCGAGGGCUCCGUGGCUGUGAAACGAUUUCAGAAGCUCUUCAUGAUGGAGGAUAGGGAGCUGAUCUCGGUCAAAACAGAAGAUCCCUAUAAUGCGGUGGAGUUUCAAGAUGCCACACUGGCCUGGGAGAAGACCUGCGGCUCACAGAGGAAAAACAGCCGAGUUCAGCAGAAAAGAGGAGGCAUGAGGAGGCUUUUGAGGAGGGAGAAACUGAGCUUGUACAUCAGCACAGAGGAGAGUAAAGGAAAGAGCGAGGAACCCAACGCAGAGCACCUUCUGACACACAUGGAGCAGGAGAGCCCGCAGAGCACCAUCUCCUCAUCCCAGAGCAUCCGACCGCCGCUGCACAAAACCCUGCACCGCAUAGACCUGAGCAUCCGCAAGGGCUCACUGUUGGGGGUUUGUGGCGGAGUCGGCAGUGGAAAGAGCUCACUGUUAUCUGCUCUCCUGGGACAGAUGACCCUUCUUGGCGGCUCAGUAGCUGUAAAUGGAGGAUUUGCAUAUGUUGCUCAACAGGCUUGGAUCCUCAACGAUUCCCUCAGAGAGAACAUCCUGUUUGGAAAACAAUAUGUUGAGGAAAAGUACAAUGCUGUUCUGGAAGCAUGCUGUUUAUUCCCUGAUAUUACUCAACUACCAUAUGGCGAUAUGACUGAGAUCGGAGAGAGAGGAGCCAACCUGAGCGGCGGCCAGCGGCAGAGAGUGAGUCUGGCACGUGCGCUGUACAGCGAGAGACCCAUCCUUCUGCUCGAUGACCCCCUCAGCGCCGUAGACACUCGUGUGGGCUCACACCUAUUCCACAGCGCCAUCCGCUCCGCUGCCAAGGGCAGGACUGUCAUCUUCGUCACGCACCAACUGCAGUACUUGCCAGAGUGUGAUGAGUUGGUGUUAAUGAAGGACGGCCAGAUAGCAGAGCACGGCACACACACCCAGCUGAUGGAGAAAGGCCGAGACUACGCUGCCCUUUUCAACAGCGUGCAGCAAGAGAGCCUGGUGAGGAAGAACCUGAAAAACAAGCAGAGGGCAGAGGAGGAGAGCAGCCCGCAGUCCCUUCAUGUCAAUGACGCAGCCAAGCCGCACGCCGAGAGCAGUAAAGGAGAGCAGCUCAUGCAGGCGGAGGAAAAGGGGACCGGGGCCGUGGCCUGGCCCGUGUAUGCUGCUUACAUCAAGGCUGCCGGAGGCCCUCUGGCCUUCAUUGUGAACAUCCUCCUCUUCCUCUUCACCACAGGCAGUAUCGCCUUCAGCAACUGGUGGCUGAGUCACUGGAUCAGGCAGGGCAGCGGGAAUUCCUCGCUGCUGCAGGGGAACGAGACCGCCGGGAGCGAUAGCAUGCGGCUGAAUCCACACAUACAGUACUACUCCAGGGUGUACGUCUUAUCCAUGGGGGCGGCGCUCUUCCUGAAGACCAUGCGAGGGCUGGUGUUCGUCAAGUGCACUGUGCGGGCAGCCUCGGUUCUGCAUGAUAAACUAUUUAAGACUCUACUUCUGAGCCCCAUGCGCUUUUUCGACACAACACCCCUGGGACGCAUUCUCAUCCGAUUCUCCAGGGACAUGGAUGAGGUUGACGUGCGGCUGGCUAUGCAAGCCGAAAUGCUGCUUCAGAAUGUGACACUAGUGCUGUUCUGUCUGGCAAUGGUGGGCAUCGUGUUUCCAUGGUUCCUGUUCUCCAUCAUUCCUUUAGGGGCGUUCCUCUUCAUUGUCAACCGAAUCUCCAGGGUUCUCAUUCGUGAGCUGAAGCGCCUGGAAAAUAUCAGCCAAUCCCCUUUCACCUCUCAUAUCACCAGCAGUCUGCAAGGACUGUCCACUAUCUAUGCUUACGGCAGGGGUGCUGACUUCAUACACAGGAAUCAAGCCCUGCUUGACACAAACCAAGCGUGUCACUAUCUGUUCAGCUGUGCUAUGCGUUGGCUGGCUGUUCGUCUGGAUCUUAUCAGUAUUUCUCUCAUCACCACUAUAGCCCUCCUCAUCGUCUUAAUGCACGGCAACAUUCCCCCUGCCUACGCGGGCCUGGCCAUCUCCUACGCUGUACAGCUGACUGGCCUGUUUCAGUUCACCGUGAGGCUCCUUUCUGAAACCGAAGCCCGAUUUACCUCAGUGGAGCGGAUCAAUCAUUACAUAAAGAACCUGGAAAGCGAAGGUCCUCGACAGAUCGCCGGAUCCUCCGCUCCUGCUUCCAGCUGGCCAGCGGGUGGACGAAUCACCUUCCAGAAUGUAGAAAUGCGGUAUCGGGAUGGCCUUCCUCUGGUUCUGAAGAAUCUCUCCUUUAGCGUUCUUCCAGAGGAGACCGUAGGGAUAGUUGGCAGAACGGGCUCAGGGAAAUCUUCACUGGGUGUUGCACUCUUCAGACUAGUGGAGCUCAGCUGUGGAUCAAUCGUCAUUGACGGUGUCAACAUCGCUCACAUUGGUCUGGAGGACUUGAGGAGCAAGCUGUCAGUCAUCCCCCAAGAGCCGGUUCUUUUCAUUGGUACUGUCAGAUCAAAUCUGGAUCCCUGGGAUCACUAUACUGAUGCACAGAUCUGGGAAGCACUGGAGAAAACGCACAUUAAGGACAUGGUUAACCAGUUGCCCAAUUCACUGCAUUCAGAAGUGACAGAUAAUGGAGAGAACUUCUCAGUGGGAGAGAGACAACUUCUAUGUGUGGCCAGAGCUCUUCUAAGACACAGCAAGAUCCUGCUCUUAGAUGAGGCAACCGCUGCUAUCGACACAGAGACGGACCGCCUCAUACAGGACACUAUCCGCAGCUCUUUCAGCGGCUGCACCACUCUAGUGAUUGCCCAUCGCCUCAACACUGUGCUGAACUGUAACAGGAUCAUGGUCCUGGACCAGGGGCAGAUUUUGGAGUUUGACACCCCUUCAAACUUGCUGGCCAAUGAAAACUCAUGUUUCCAUGCCAUGAUGGUGGCAGCAGAAGAAACGCUCACCUGUAAGGACUAAGCAGGCGUUGAUCACACGGACCCUCUGCUCAACGAAAACAUUCAGAGGGACGAGAGGCCCUCCAACCUGCUGCUGAGAAGAUGUAUACCAGAUGCAGAGUAAAAAUCCUUCAAGCUGCUGAAACUGAGAUUUUCCGUUUGUUUGUUAUACUUUAAGAUAAUGAUGAUAAUGUUGUUGUUCGCACACUGAGAGAUUUUGAGUUCAUACGGUAUAUGAUGUCAUGAAGGACAUCUUUCCAAUGGAAACAUUUAUGUUGAUGGCACUUUAUUUGUGUUGAUGUGUGAAUAAUCCUGCCUGCCAGAGAGGCGACCUGACUCUUGCGGUCAGUCCAAACAAGUGUUGAUUGAGUGCAUUUCUCUUACUGGACUAGAUCUUCUGCCUGUGUUUGGUAGAAGUAAAUUUAGCACACUGAUAAAUGUAAUUUAUUGACGGUUUCAUUUAUUUGCUAUAAUUCAUGUUGGGCUCUAUAAAGUAUGCAAGAUAUGUAUUGACCAUAAGGUAUUAUUGAAUUGCCUUAUAUGUAUCUGACGUUUUCAUGCAUGUUAUUAAUCCAACCAAAGAUGACAUUCAAAUCAGUCACACAUAUCAAUCAUUCCAGAGAUCAGCACCAAAAAAGAGAAAUGUGUUUUAUUUUCAUUCUUAUUUUUUGUUGUUGUUGUCACUCAUGCUGUGUAAGUUAUGUGCCUCUGCUGUUAUAUAUUUGAUGGAUAUCUGUCAAAAGCAUUGUGCAAUUAGUGUUUUAGAGA
This is a messenger RNA of Rhinichthys klamathensis goyatoka, 5132 nucleotides long. Its product is annotated as ATP-binding cassette sub-family C member 5. Gene Ontology annotation, molecular function: ABC-type transporter activity; ATP hydrolysis activity; ATP binding. Gene Ontology annotation, biological process: transmembrane transport. The record is from RefSeq and is a predicted model, not a curated record. The transcript is spliced from 29 exons. NCBI's taxonomy places the organism in Eukaryota, Metazoa, Chordata, Actinopteri, Cypriniformes, Leuciscidae. Gene Ontology annotation, cellular component: membrane. The coding region runs from base 202 to 4386 and encodes 1394 amino acids.